Messenger RNA from Lithohypha guttulata, 2121 nucleotides. It is a transcript of the gene MTO1, whose product is annotated as Mitochondrial Translation Optimization. Gene Ontology annotation, cellular component: cytosol; mitochondrion. The coding region runs from base 1 to 2121 and encodes 706 amino acids. The transcript has 2 exons. The record is from RefSeq and is a predicted model, not a curated record. Gene Ontology annotation, biological process: tRNA methylation; mitochondrial tRNA wobble uridine modification. Gene Ontology annotation, molecular function: flavin adenine dinucleotide binding. Lineage: Eukaryota; Fungi; Ascomycota; Eurotiomycetes; Chaetothyriales; Trichomeriaceae.
AUGUCGAAAGUUAGAGCACGGCUGCCAUGCUGGGGCCAUGCACCACGAGUGCGGUCUUCCUUGAUCCAACGACGAUCGUUUGCGGCUGUUACAGAUCUUCCAGCACGAGAUACACCCUUCGACGUGGUGGUCAUUGGUGGUGGCCAUGCAGGAACUGAGGCCAGCGCUGCUGCGGCGCGAUCUGGAGCACGUACAGUACUGGUCACGCCAUCUGUUGAGAAUCUGGGAGUCUGCUCUUGCAACCCAUCGUUCGGAGGUAUAGGCAAGGGUACUAUGCUACGAGAGAUCGAUGCCCUGGAUGGAGUUGCAGGAAGGAUAAUUGACAAAGCUGGCAUACAGUUCCGAAUCCUCAAUCGCAAGAAGGGUCCUGCUGUUUGGGGACCACGAGCUCAGAUCGAUCGAGAUUUGUACAAACGAUACAUGCGAGAAGAGAUCACAACCACUCCUGGGCUGAGCGUGUUGGAAGGAAAAGUGGCUGACAUUAUAGUGUCGAAAGAAGACAUACCUGAGGACGACAAAGUUUCUACUGGCAAGAUCACAGGGAUACGGCUUGAAGAUGGUCAAGUCAUUACAGCGUCGCAGGUUGUCAUCACUACAGGCACGUUUCUAGGUGGUGAGAUACACAUUGGCUUGGAAGCAUUCCCAUCUGGAAGGAUGGGUGAAGCCGCCACCUUCGGUCUCAGUAAAUCGUUACGAGAUGCUGGCUUCCAGCUUGGCAGACUUAAGACAGGUACUCCUCCACGACUCGAUCGAGACACUAUAGACUUCUCCAUUCUCGAGCCGCAGCCUGGUGACUCACCUCCACAUCCCUUCUCCUACCUGAACAGUACCGUACAGAUUGGCGAUGAAGGACAGCUUUCGUGCUGGGCAACAUACACAAAUGAAGCCUCGCAUACAAUAGUCCGAGAGAACCUGGACAAGUCAAUACACAUCAGGGAAACAGUCAGAGGCCCACGAUACUGCCCUUCCUUAGAAUCUAAAAUCAUAAGAUUCGGUCACAAGUCGCAGCAUAUGAUCUGGUUAGAGCCCGAAGGUCUUGAACCAAACAAGGUGGUCUACCCUAAUGGUGUCAGCAUGACUAUCCCAGCUGAUGCGCAGUACGCUCUUAUGAAGACAGUGAGAGGUCUCGAGAACGUAAAGAUGUUGCAGCCUGGUUAUGGUGUGGAGUACGACUAUAUUGAUCCUCGAAACCUAUUUCCGACCCUCGAGACGAAGUUGAUCAAAGGUCUCUUCCUGGCUGGACAGAUCAACGGCACAACAGGCUAUGAAGAAGCUGCUGCUCAAGGAAUAGUAGCCGGCAUAAAUGCAGGGCUCUCAGCACAAGGGAAAGAACCAUUCACAUUGUCGCGGUCUGAAGCAUUCAUAGGUAUAUUGAUCGACGAUCUGAUCACAAAGGGUGUUAGUGAGCCAUAUCGCAUGUUCACCACAAGAAGUGAAUAUCGGAUGAGCUGCAGAUCUGACAACGCAGACCUUCGAUUGACCGAAAAGGGAAGAAACGCGGGCGUCGUAGGCAGCAAAAGGUGGUCUGCCUUCUCCACCAACAAGGACACAUUACAGGACUUGCAAAAUCUGCUGGAUACACACAAGCUGUCCACACAGAAAUGGCUGAAUAUGGGCUUUAGCGUUAGAGUUGAUUCCACGCAUCGUACUGCAGUUGACAUGCUGCGGCUGCCUGGUAUUGACAUUGACACUGUCCUCGACAAACUGGGAAAGGCCGAGCUGGCGGCGAAUUACGAUGACAACACAAAGAUGAGGGUCCAGAUCGAGGCGACGUAUGCACCCUACGUGGUCCAACAGGACAAGCACGCAAGGGCGUUCGAAAAGGACGAGGCAUUGACCUUACCCAAGGACUUGGAUUACGACAAAGUUUUCGGUCUCAGCAUGGGAGAAAAAGAGGUUUUGAAGAUGGUCAGACCCACAAGCGUUGGCAUGGCUGGCAGAGUGGAAGGUGUCACUCCGGCAGGUGCGUUGAGAUUACUCAAGCAUAUGUACUGCAUGCUCAGCGAGCUGAUGCUGAAGGUGCAAUCGCUGCCGCAGGAUGACACGAUUAAAGAUGAUGACUUGGAUAUGCAUAGCGAGGCGCAAAGGCUUGGAGAUAGGGUAUUGAUGUGUGAUACGUAG